Neoarthrinium moseri is the source of this 570-nucleotide messenger RNA. RefSeq lists its product as uncharacterized. The coding region runs from base 1 to 570 and encodes 189 amino acids. The transcript has a single exon. The record is from RefSeq and is a predicted model, not a curated record. Lineage: Eukaryota; Fungi; Ascomycota; Sordariomycetes; Amphisphaeriales; Apiosporaceae.
AUGCUCCUCCAAGAGCGCUUGACCAGGCCCGCUGGGGCACCCGACUGCAGUGACAUCUGUGUGGUCCGUGGCCUGAUUCUCAGGCACACUGAGGGGGAAGCCUGCCCCGCAAUUCGCAGGCCAGCAAGCAAGCUCCAGCGCUUUGGGCCGGCAUGCCAGGGCACGCAGGGGGCACAUGGGACUCGACAGGGGUCGGCCGCUGGAUUUGAUGUUUCAGAAAAAUGCGUUUCGUCUCAAUCUGGCCUUGCCGCGGGCACCGUCAGACCGUUCCUGAUUGCCAAGAACGGUAACCGAGAGGUGUUCCCACGAGUCCAGAACAACCGCUCUGCACAGUACAUUCAUAGUACGGACAGCAAGAGGCGGAUUGGUAUCCCUCUGUCCUCUGUGGCCCCCAACCAGCUUCCAGAGUACACUUGGAGUCGGAAUAGCUCGGCCUUCAUGUCUUUCCUGAGAAGAAAUUGCUCUGCGUUGGUGAGCUAUGGGCUCCAGCCCAGCGAUGCUCAGCCGCGAGGGCGGAGAACCAUUCACUGGGGGCAGCCAGACGCGCAACCCGCAAUAUUCCCAAAUUGA